CAACCAAAACAGGGGGCACCAGCGGCUUGUCAACAACAGCGCGAGAAGGAACCAGCGAAAUUAAUCAGCUUUUCGAUCAAAAAUCCGAAGACAACCAGAUCAGCGCCCACCUGUCCGGUAGACAGGCCGCCUCAAUGCAUCACAGAGGACCGAGAGCACCGAGGGCAUCAUGGAUGUGCACGACCUGUUUAGCAGCUGCAGAAAGGGCGACGUUUGUAGAGUUCGAUACCUUGUUGAACAAAGAGAUGUGGAUCUCAAUGUAAGAGAUAAGUGGGACAGUACUCCUUUAUAUUACGCCUGCCUCUGUGGUCACGAGGAGCUGGUCCAGUACCUGUUGGCUAGUGGUGCCAAGUGUGAAGCCAACACGUUCGAUGGUGAGCGCUGCAUGUACGGCUCCCUUAACGACUCCGUCCGCCGGCUGCUCAAGGACUAUAAGUGUGUCAGUGUUCGUGCCAUGCAGCGGGAUGACUUUAACUACUUCCUGCACAUGCUGCUGGAGCAGGGUCAACACAGUGACAUCCAGUUUCUGGUUCACGGCCAAACAUUUCAAGCGCACCGGUGUGUUCUCAGCGCACGCUCCGAGUACUUCACCGAAAUGUUUGAGGCCAAGUGGAAGUGGAAGACCUUGAUCACCCUCAAACACCCUCUGAUUAAUCCUGCAGCUUUUGGAGCCAUCCUGCAAUAUUUCUACACAGGACGGAUGGAUAUUGACGUGAGCCUGGUGGAGGACUGCAGACGCCUCGCUAAACAGUGCAAGAUGGCAGAUCUCAUAGAAGAGCUGGAGAAUAAAUGCAAACACGUGUAUGAAUUUGUCUCCAACAAACCAGGAAUCUGUGUGAAAGUUCUCAGCCUGGAGUCUGAGAGUUGUCAGCUUCAGGAGGAGAUGGCUCAGUUGGCCGACUGUGCCCUGCCCACUGAACUGAGAGUCGGAUUUGGGGAACUUCCCUUUAACAGAGUUAACUGCUUUCCAACUUAUCCCGACAUCUGCUUUAGAAUCGACGGCUACAACUUCUUGUGUCAUAAGGCUUUCUUCUGUGGACGCAGCGACUACUUUAAGGCCUUGCUGGAGGAUCACUUCAGUGAAGGAGAGCAGCUGCAGUCGCAGCCCAGCACUCCAGUUAUUACCUUACAUAACAUUUCCUAUGAAAUCUUCAUCCACAUCAUGUAUUACAUCUACACUGACUGCACAGAGCUCAUAAUGGAGAACGUGUUUGACGUGCUGUGUGUGGCUGACAUGUACCUGCUGCCGGGGCUGAAGCGCCUGUGUGGGAAGACGCUCGCUAAGACCAUAUGCGAAGACAACGUCCUACACAUGUGGAAGACGGCCAAGCUCUUCCGCCUUUCUCGGCUGGAGGAUCUGUGCACUGAGUUCAUGGCCAAGAUCAUUGAGCGGCUGGUGGAGCACGUGGAGUUCGCUGAGAUGAUCAAGGAGGAUGCUGCGUCGCUGGAGGAGCGACAGGAGACCGACUCCGUGCCCCUGGUGGACGACAUCCGCUACCACAUCACCAGCAACGUGCAGACGUACAGCGCCAUUGAAGAGGCCAACCAGAAGCUGGAGGCCCUGGAGGAGCUGCUGUCCAGCAUCAACAUCGACUGCUGAGGACUCAGCGGCUCGUGGUUUGUAGUUACGGAGGAGUUGGAAGAUACAAAACUGCAGUUAUCUGUUAAGAGUUGAAAUAAAAAACAUACCAUUCUGUAUGUUUGAGUUUUUAUGAGCGUAUAAUAUACAGAAAAUAUAUAUUUUGAAAGCAAUUCUGUUGUCAGAGGCAAAGAGCUGCUGAUGUUCUGUGUUUGAUUGAGAUGAAACUAUCCGGUGCCUCUGUUGAUAAACGUCUCCAACGUGUGUUGAGGAAAUUGUGCAUUAUACAGAAUUUAUUUGCAUCGCAAAUGCAUCUGU
Molecule: messenger RNA, 1897 nt
Organism: Betta splendens (Siamese fighting fish)
Lineage: Eukaryota; Metazoa; Chordata; Actinopteri; Anabantiformes; Osphronemidae
Gene: abtb1
Product: ankyrin repeat and BTB (POZ) domain containing 1
Exons: 12
Coding region: 170-1600 (476 amino acids)
Cellular component (GO): cytoplasm; ubiquitin ligase complex
Molecular function (GO): protein binding
Source: RefSeq, a predicted model, not a curated record